AUGGUCCCCCAGCUCGAAGGCACCGGCUUAAAGGUGUUCAUCGCGACAGCAGUAUUUGUCGCCGCUGCCACGAUCGCUUUCGGAUUGCGCGUAUGGGCACGUCUGCUCAUCCGAGCAUGGGGUGUUGAUGAUUGGCUGAUGCUUGCCGGAUGUCACCACUCUCACGACCCCGUGGAUGCCCACAAGAGCCUGAACGUCGCGGAAUACGAAGAUGGCAUGAAGUGGCAUUUCUUUAUUGGCUUGCUAUACACGGUCAACACCACCAUCGUCAAGUGUUCGAUCUGCUGCUUCAUGCUCCGUAUUGCCCGAGAGAGGGUCCACCGCUGGAUUUUCAAAGGCGUCAUCCACGUCUCAGUCAUAGCUGCCUUCAUCCGCAUCAUCGUCUGGGUUGCCCGCUGCAAGAACUUGGGGGAUAAUUGGAGAGACAACGCUCGCGCCGGCAAGGCUGGAUCAUGUGGCUCGCCGGCGCUCUUGACGCAGGUCAGCAUCUUUUUCAGCGUCAUUUGCAUUACCACCGAUCUUGUCUGCGCCAUCGUUCCGGCUGUCAUCGUCUACAAGCUAUCUCUGUGUUUGAAGCAGAAGAUCUGCAUCGGCAUCAUGCUCGGUCUCGGCGUAAUCGCCUCGAUCGCCACCAUGAUCCGGGUCAAAUUCCUCUUCCAGUACCAGAAUCGGGACGACUUCCUCUAUAAUCUUGCGCCCAUCGCUUACUACUCUAACUUCGAGAUCGCGCUCGGAAUCGCGGCGGCGUGCAUCGCGACUCUGCGUCCGCUACUGCGCUACUUGCCUUGCCUAAGCGGGGAAAUGGCGCACUGUGAGAGCGAAGGACGACCCUAUAACUCCUAUAAAAUGCGACACAUGGGAAAGAGUAGAGGGGACCAGGCUGAACAGCAAGGCGACAUGAAUAGGAUCGACAGUCAGGCGACUAUGCUUUCUCAGCAGGACUCGAUGGUGGGGAUUGCAAAGUGA
Messenger RNA from Didymosphaeria variabile, 966 nucleotides. RefSeq lists its product as uncharacterized. The record is from RefSeq and is a predicted model, not a curated record. Bases 1 to 966 code for a protein of 321 amino acids. NCBI's taxonomy places the organism in Eukaryota, Fungi, Ascomycota, Dothideomycetes, Pleosporales, Didymosphaeriaceae. The transcript has 4 exons.